Hemiscyllium ocellatum (epaulette shark) is the source of this 4561-nucleotide messenger RNA. It is a transcript of the gene dhrs12, whose product is annotated as dehydrogenase/reductase (SDR family) member 12. Lineage: Eukaryota; Metazoa; Chordata; Chondrichthyes; Orectolobiformes; Hemiscylliidae. The record is from RefSeq and is a predicted model, not a curated record. The transcript has 10 exons. Bases 137 to 1105 code for a protein of 322 amino acids.
UCUUCCGGAAGGUGAAUGCGGACUGGUGGACGAGAGAAAGGCAAGACGGCUGUGCUGAACACAGAAUUGGGACAUGAAGGUGGUAGCUCAGUAAACGGGGAAGGAGGAGGAGGAGGUGGAGAGGGCGCCGCUGACCAUGUCCCUAUACAGGAACACCGUGUGGUUUCUCAAGGGCAUGCGUGAGUACACCAAGAGUGGAUAUGAAGCUGCCGCACAACAAUUUGACCCAAAGGACCUCGAUGUUGAUGUGUCCAGAAGGUGCUUCCUGAUCACUGGAGCUAACAGCGGGAUUGGUAAGGUCACAGCACUGGAAAUUGCAAAACGGGGUGGAGUCGUUCACCUUGUUUGUCGAAACAAAGAGCGAGCUGAACAGGCCAAAGCUGAGAUUGUGAAGGAGACGGGAAAUGAGGAGAUUUUUGUCCAUGUUCUUGAUAUGUCACAGCCCAAAAUGAUCUGGGAGUUUGCAGAUGAAUUCCAACAAUCAAAUGACAAACUGAACGUGUUGAUCAAUAAUGCGGGGUGUAUGGUCAAUCAGAGAGAGCUGACUGCUGAUCAAUUAGAAACAAACUUUGCCACCAAUACGCUGGGUCCGUACAUUCUCGUUACAGCCUUGAUACCUCUGCUAGAAAAAUGUGAAGACGCCAGAGUGAUCACCGUGUCGUCAGGGGGAAUGCUGGUCCAGAAGCUGAACGUGGAUGACUUGCAGUUUGAGAAAGGGAGGUUUGAUGGGACCAUGGCCUACGCACAGAAUAAGCGGCAACAAGUGGUUAUGACGGAGCAAUGGGCUAAAAUGCAUAAGAACAUCCACUUCUCCUCUCUGCAUCCAGGCUGGGUUGAUACAGAAGCUGUGAGAUUUUCCAUGCCGGAUUUCUAUGCAAAGAUGAAGGACAGGCUGAGGACUCCGUUUCAAGGGGCAGAUACAUCGGUUUGGCUUGCUGUUUCCAACAUGGCAGCACAGCAACCCAGUGGCCUCUAUUUCCAAGACAGGAAGCCUGUGUCAACACAUCUCUUGCUGGCUCAAACAAAAGCAACAACCGCUGAGGAAGAGAAACUGAUGAAAAGCUUGGAGGAAAUAGCAACAAACCAUAAACCUGGCAACAGUUGAUGUUGUCAGCACAAAGGCAAAUGCAACCCUUUGAAAAGUCACAGAGGACGUUUUGCUAUUAAUUGGGCAACCCCUCCAUAAUGAGGGCACACAACCCAGAUUGGGUGACCACUUGGUCAAAAUCUGUCCAUCUCCAGCUACUUUCCCACCUUCUUGUCUUUUAACUUGUAACCAUAGGUCAUGCAGUCAGGACCCAUACUUCACUCUUGCAGCAUUUUCAGCUGAGUGCUGGUGAUUAUUUUUGUCCUUUAGCUAUUUGCCUCCGUUUUCCUUUCCGCUUCUCCCUCUGCUUCCUUUCGAUUUCCGUCGCUAAGACUUAUCAUAGAAAUAAAGUCUCCCCUUUGACAUUGAUAUGUUCUAACAUCAUUAACAGUUAGAAAAAAAUCCAUUUAAUGUGCCCAGUUUCACUUGCAUUGUUUGCCACAGAUGUCCUCUUCUGUUUACUGUGUUCUUUCUUUGCUCUAGCCAUCAGUCUCCAACAUUGCUCCCUUGCCUCUGUCCCAGGCAUUCUCUCUCCCUGGGGCCUCACCCCCUGCUCUCUGGUCUUUCUCUUUUUGGGGUGUGGUAUUUCUGGCAAUGCCAGCACUUGUCACCCAUCCCAAAUUGCCCUUGAAUUGAGUAGCUUGCUCAGCCAUUUGCAAAGAAUAGUUGAGAGUAAUCGGCAUGGUGGCACAGUGGUUAGCACUGCUGCCUCACAGCGCCUGUAGACCUGGGUUCAAUUCCCGACUCAGGCGACUGACUGUGUGGAGUUUGCACGUUCUCCCCGUGUCUGCGUGGGUUUCCUCCGGGUGCUCCGGUUUCCUCCCACAGUCCAAAGAUGUGCGGGUCAGGUGAAUUGGCCAAGCUAAAUUGCCCGUAGUGUUAGGUAAGGGGUAAAUGUAGGGGUAUGGGUGGGUUGCACUUCGGCGGGUCGUUGUGGACUUGUUGGGCCGAAGGGCCUGUUUCCACACUGUAAGUCUAAUCUAAUCCACAUUGCUGCCGGUCUGGAGUCACACGUGGACGAGGACAGUAGAUAUCCUUCCCUAAAGGACAUUACUAAACUGGAUGGGUUUUAAUGACAAUAGUUUCAUGGAUAUCGUUGAAGAGAUUGGCUUUUAUAUUCCAGAUUUAUGAACCUGUGGUGGUAUUUGAAACUGUGUCUCCAGAGAUUGAAUUUGGGGCUCUGGAUUUACUAAUCAAGUGAUAUUAGUAUUCCGGUAUCACCGUUCCCCUCUUUGUCUUUCCUUAGGCUCUGGUGUUCUUCUCUUGGUUGCUAACUCCGUUCUCACUGAGGUCGAGGGCUCUAUAUGAUAGUAGAGGCCUAUCAUUGCUGGUAGUUCCAGGAUUUUAGUGAAUACUAGCACUAACCAACCUCUGCUACUGAAGGCAUCUAAGUCAAUGUAAAAGUAAAGUACAGUACUGCAUGGCAAGUACUUUAGGCAGUGCAUACUGACACCAUAACUGCACCUGCCCAUGAAUCUGGAAACCAGCAAUAUCAUGGGUGUGAGUAUGCGUGUGGUCAUGUGAGAGGUGGGGGCUAAGGUGUCAGGACCCCUCCCAUUCCCUGUUCACAGCUGCAUCCUAUUUUGACUUGAACCUGUUUAAACAUGCGUGACUGAAUUUAAGCAGUGCAUGACACCCAUGUGUUGCUAUUAGCAGUCUACUUAAUUGUUUAUGUAUUCCAUUUCUAUUUGAGUGAAUUUCAUUUUGCAAGUAAUUUCAGCUAAGAAUGCACAAUGCCACACGUGUGUGGAAAAUGGUAAUUUUCCAUACUGCAACCACAACUUUUAAUUGUGCUUUUAGUGACUUAAGUUGUUUUUAUUCUUUUCUAAUGGCUUUACAUUGCCCAUGAGCUUCCCCCCCCCCCCCCAUUUUCAUUCAGCACUUCCAUCCAGGUUUUUGAACUGGCUUUUAAAAACCACUAUCUGUAGCUUUCUAUAGCUGUACAUUAGUACUCUUGUUUUGUGAGGGGGCACUUGUGGUGCAGUGGUAAUGUCCCUACCUCUGGACUAAGAGAUCUAGAUUAAAGUCUCACCUCUUCCAUAAGCGUAUCAGAGCUUCUCUGAGCAGGUUGUUUUAAAAUAUCUACAUUCAGAGUUGUAACAGUGACUUCUGGUACAGAAUCACUGACUAAAAUCUUGAUUUAUAUUGUCUCCAUCUGCAGACCUAUCUAUUGCAUACUUCCUGAUUUUCUGCAUUGCAGUUCACAUUUAUUCAAGCACUCUGCAUGAUUUUUCUAGAUCAGCUAGUCAAUAUUUUAAAAGGCACCUAGAUAUUCAUUAUCCUGCUAUUGUCUAUAUAAAACCCUUAAUGUUUUGAGUGAUUUCAUCAUGGCAAUAUAACUAAAUAUUUGACAUUUAUUUCAAGAGCACUAUUCCCACAACAUGAUUAAAAGGACAUUCAAGAGAUGUGUGCCUUUUUUAUACAUAUGCAAGGGCAGUCUUUCCGUAUAGUUUUUGAAAAUUUAUUACAUUUGUAAAUACCUUUAACAACUACCUUGGAAAAUAAUUAAUAGUAAAAUUGACUACCUUUUCUGUUAAAAGUGUGCAAAACCCCACUAUAUCAGAAGUUCAUGGAUUCAGUUAUCCGCCAGGCAAAGCUAUUCCGUCAGCCCAAAUGAACAAAUAACUGGCCCUGGGUUUAUGGUUGGGUUAAUUAGUUAUCUGCAGGAAGCCAGUGCUAGGUAGUGCUGAUGCAGGUGUUGGGUUAGCAGGACCCAUAUUUUGGAAACAGAAGUUUGGACAGGAGAGGAAGAGGUCAGAUGGCCUGUGCAGCCAUUGGAAUAUUUGAGUCACACUCAUUGUGAAAGAAAGAGUUCCAGAUGUUGAGGGACAAAUUGAAAGUUAGAAGAGGACCAUGUUUCCACUUCCGCAACAACGACAGAGACAGUGUGCAUGGGUUAUGAAGGUUACUAACAUUGUAAGGACUCUGUUAAAGUGCAGUAAGUGAGAAUAAUGGAAUCAAAGGAGUCACGUUAGUGGUGGUAGCUGAAUGUGACAGUUCCGACCUUACUCCAGUUAUGGAGGGAGAAGUCACUACUUAUGCAAGGUAGAAGACUGGGAUGAAACACAAUACUGAUAGGGAAAAUGAAGGAGACAGAAAUGUGGAAUCUGCAGGUGAAGUUGUCAGCAUGUCAAUCUGUAACAGGCUAAAAUUUCUCCUUGAAACUAUGGAUAUGAGUAUGUAGGGAAAGAGAAAGAAGUUACAACUGAAAACCAUGCAAUUCCUAUAAAAUUGACCAACUGAAGCAAGACAUCAGAAGUGUGUAAAUUACUGUAGCCAUAUCAAGGUGCACAACCAAAGUAUGUCAAAGUACAGUGCUCAAGGUUAUGAUCAUUCUAACAAAUCUCAAACACUUUUAUUUUGAUUGACAAUACAUUGAUACAGUAACAAUUUAGAUACAUUAAUGACAUUAAAAUUCUGAACUAAGUUGAUAUGUAUUAAUGUGGAGGUGCAAUAAAACCUGGGUGACACUGA